Messenger RNA from Aegilops tauschii subsp. strangulata, 1375 nucleotides. RefSeq names its product B3 domain-containing protein Os12g0592300-like. NCBI's taxonomy places the organism in Eukaryota, Viridiplantae, Streptophyta, Magnoliopsida, Poales, Poaceae. Gene Ontology annotation, molecular function: DNA binding. The record is from RefSeq and is a predicted model, not a curated record.
CUCACUCAUCAAAGCAGCCUCUUCUCGUUAACAUCAAGGAGGAAAGUGACAACAGCCUCGUCGGAGAAGCCAAGAACUCAUCUCCUCUUGUCCUCCUUCAUCAGGUCAGCUGCAUCCUGCAUGUGAGAUGAUGGUGGAUGAGAAGGGAAGGUGUGGGAGGUGCGGGGAGUGGCAGGAGCAUUACUACUGGGAGCACAUGGAGGAUGUGAGCAAGAUCAGGUUCUUCAAGCUCAUGACAGGAGAUUUUCAGCAGCGCAUUAGCAUACCGGAGAAGAUUGCCAACAAUUUCAUCGGGAAGAUCGCCAAUGGAGGAUUCACACUCAAAGCACCAAGCGGCGAGGAAUGGCGCGUUGGUGUUGAAAAGAUUGCCGAUGAGCUGUUCUUCAUGCCAGGAUGGGAGGAAUUUGCCAAGGCUCACGAACUGCAGGAGAAUGACCUCUUGUUCUUCAAAUGCAGUGGCAAUGGCUCCUUUGAUGUACUCAUCUUCGACCCGAGCGGUUGCGAGAAGGUUUCAUGUUUCUUUGCCAAUAAAAAGGGUAUCAAAAUGCGCAAACAGUUUGAUAACAUUGUGAGUCAACACGGUGAAGAGCACUGCAUUUUGAGUGAUUCUGACGAUACUAGCAUGCCACUAUCGCAGCUGGUUCGGUCUACUCACAAGGCCCCCACUUCAAAGAAACCAAGGAAAGAGAAUGACUCUCCAAACAGCAGCAACUAUUAUCUUAAGAACGAGGUGGAGCAAGAAGAGGAAAGUGAUGACGACCACACUGAAUCCAACAACUACUACUACUCAAGGAUUGCCAAUUGCCUGACCGAAGAUGAACGAGAGGAAAUAUUCAGGCAGGUAUCAAUUCAGUCAGGCAACCCUGUAUAUGUGGUUGUCCUGCAGAAGGCUCAUGUUCGCCCUGCGAACAACCUACUGAUCAUCUCCAGCAAAUUUGCAGCUGAUCAUCUUGAGGGGAGAUCAUAUGAGAUGCUGCUUCUCAGGCCAAACAGGAAAGAGAAAUGGUGUCUGAAGUACUACCACAGCAGGGUCACCCGAGGCUUCAACAGCCGGCGCUGGAACAAGUUUGUUCGUGAUAAUAUGCUGCGCGAGGGCUACGUCUGCAUCUUCGAGCUCAUGAAAGGCGCGAGGAAGGCGACGAUGACUGUCCACGUCCUUCGGAAGGUGGAUGACAAGUUUGUUCUACUGGGCUAAGUUCCUGCAUCCUCUUAUGUGCCUGAGGUUCAGUGUGUGUAAAUGUGUCACGGAGAACUGAACUAGUAGUAUGCAGCCAUAUGAUGCAAGUGCACCAGUUUGUCACCUAAAGCUAACUUCUUAGUGUAUAUGGUUCCAAUGGAACCAGGUGUGAGCAUUGUGAAUGUUCACUGACCUCCA